CUGAAGGAAAAACCUGAGAGCUCGUCCGGACCGUCUCCGUCCAGAUCGGGGACCCCAAUCCCACACCGGCUCCGUCCUGUUCAGCAGCAAACCGAUUUCGACCCGACCUGCUCCCCGGUGCCUCUGCCCCGAUCCCAGCUGCAGCGCCCCAGCAGCCCUGCCACCACCUGCAAUCCAGACGACGGCGGAAGAAGAGAGAAGAGAAAGAAGCAGACGCGCCCGGGCUGAAGUAUAUCAGGAAGGGAUCGAGCUCCUACUUUCAUUCGGCUCUGAGCACACCCAAAUCAGAUCCCAUCCUCGCCGCCACCGACUCGUCACCUUCAGGCGACCUCCCCUGAUGCCGUCCGGCCUCCAAUCUUGGUGAGAUGGACACCAUCAUCUUCACUAGGAGCACACUUCGCAAAGGCUUUAUGUGUCUCUGCUAAUCGGCACUGCUCAUCUGCGACACACCACCGACCUGCAGUCAGGUUAGUUUCCAGAAAAACUAGAUUCAAUUUCGCCUUCUAUUAAAUGUGGAGCACAACAACUCUAGUAGCAUUCCCGGCGUGCACAUAGGCUAGCGUAGAUGGUGACCGGAUGAAAUUUAAUUUUUCCUUGGAUGUCUUUCGUGUUCUCUGCAAUUGAAACUGAAUGCAUCUGUAUUGCUGGGAGCAUUGGGAAAACUAUAUAAUUUGAGUAUUCAAGCAUCAUAUGGCUGCAUGUCCCUGGGCAUUCUUGGGAGGCCUGGACACGGCCUCUGCGUCUCCUACAACAGCCCCAAAAUCACGCACUUUUGCAUCUAUUCUCGCCAACUCAACAGAGGCUGCUAUAUCUCUCUGCCAACUACCAUCCCCAGUUGUUCGCGGGGAUAAAAUUUAUGUCAAGAUCAAUGAAUCCUUAUAUCAGGAGCAAUUGAAGCAAUUCAAAACCAAUCUUAUUGGUCGUCUUCUUCUACAAGAGGAUCUGCGUAGGGUAUGGAGUGGAGGUACUUGUACUCUUCCGGAUGGAAUUUUUCGCCUAACUCAGUGGAAACCAGAUUUUGUACCUGGAGUUUCCUUUCCACAAACUCAUGCUCAAAUUUGGGUUAGGUUUUAUGGUCUGAGCCAAGAUUAUUGGCACCAACAACAUCUUAUGGAGAUUGCUCGGGGGGUCGGAACUCCAUUGCAAAUUGAUAAAGCCACAAGGGAAAGACAAUUUGGCUACUUUGCUAGAGUCUUAAUUGAUGUGGAUCUUGCUGGUGAACUACCACCUUCUUUGAUGGUUGAGCGUGAAACUCAUUGUUUUCAAAUUGAAGUAGUCUAUGAGAAUGUGUGUACUCAUUGUGGGAGGGUUGGCCACAUGGCUGACCAAUGCAGGGCCUUGAAGAGCUCUAACAAAGAGCAAUAUGCUCAAGUACAAAAGGCAGUUAAAAAGCCUUCUCUCAUUGGGCGUCAAGAGUAUCGUCCCAGGACGGCUGUAAACAAUGUUUCUGAGCAAAACUUGGACACUACUCCUCAGGUGCAACUCUCCCCUGAUGUUGCAAACCAUGAACAGAUUACUAAAUUUGCAGAAGAUGUUCUCACUGAGGCCAUUGACCAGGAAUUGGAUCGUAUUGCAGAUUUGGUCAUUAUUGAACCCAUAACCAACGGGAAGGCUGGAUGUUGUAGAGGCAACAUAACUCCUCUUAUCAAUAUGAAUAAUUCUGUCAUCCUUGCAAAUAAGGAAACUGAAGCAGGGGUUGACACUACUCCUAAUGAUUUUGUUGUAGUUGUUGGUCCAACUAUUUUGGAGGACCCUUCGGUCAAUAUUUCUGAUGAGGAUGAUGAAGUUCAGAUGUGUGAUGAUGAUGUGAGCUCCAACAUGGAGCUAAAUGCUUAUAGUACUGCACAGCCAACCAACCCCCUUUCACAUAGUGGUCAGAGUUGGCAUGAUAUGGUGGAAGAGGAAAAUAUUAUUGAUCUGGCAUAUUUAGCUACGGGUCUUGCUCCCCCGGGAUUCGAACAUGUUGCAACUUUAGCCAAGGAUGUCUCAUUAAUUACUGGUCAUGGGGAUAACGGAGAUACAGAGAAUGGUUUCACACCGGUUCUCUCUAAGUCUCAACAGAAGAAACAAAGACGACAAGCUACUCUAGCUCUUGCUCGUGAAAACCCUUAUCCAAAGAGGGACAGAACAAAGAAUAAAAAGUACAAUCAAUGA
Molecule: messenger RNA, 2154 nt
Organism: Rosa rugosa (rugosa rose)
Lineage: Eukaryota; Viridiplantae; Streptophyta; Magnoliopsida; Rosales; Rosaceae
Exons: 2
Coding region: 691-2154 (487 amino acids)
Molecular function (GO): nucleic acid binding; zinc ion binding
Source: RefSeq, a predicted model, not a curated record